Lagopus muta (rock ptarmigan) is the source of this 1395-nucleotide messenger RNA. RefSeq names its product fibroblast growth factor 18 (gene FGF18). Gene Ontology annotation, molecular function: type 2 fibroblast growth factor receptor binding; growth factor activity; type 1 fibroblast growth factor receptor binding. Gene Ontology annotation, biological process: cell differentiation; positive regulation of gene expression; positive regulation of protein phosphorylation. The transcript is spliced from 7 exons. NCBI's taxonomy places the organism in Eukaryota, Metazoa, Chordata, Aves, Galliformes, Phasianidae. Bases 306 to 1067 code for a protein of 253 amino acids. The record is from RefSeq and is a predicted model, not a curated record. Gene Ontology annotation, cellular component: cytoplasm.
GCCGCGGGGGCGACGCUGCCGCCCGCCCGCCCGGGGCUCUCCGGGACGCGCCGCGCUCCGCCCGCCCGAGGCGGAGAGAGAGAGGGAGAGGAGGAGGAGGAGGAGAGACAGGGGGAGAGGAGAGCUGAUGCCUAAGCGAGUCACUCGGCGCAGGCACGGCGGGCGGGACCACAACUUCCCGGGGCGCGGAGCGGCGCGGAGCGGCGCGGAACGGAGCGCGGCGGUCGGAGCGCGCCCAUGUCAGCGCGGCGCCGGGGGACUGCACGGCGCUACGGGCAGCACUGAGCAACCCUCCUCGCCCAGCGAUGUAUUCACUGCUCUCCGCCUGCACUUGCCUAUGUUUACAUUUCCUGCUGCUGUGCUUUCAGGUACAGCAUGGCGAGAUGAAGGCUGGGAGGAGAGCGGAGAGAGGGAGCAGCCUGAAUGCAUCCCAAGGAGAAGCGCGAGGGGGAAAGGUGUUGUUGAAGCUGAAGGACGCUGUUGGUACAAGGAUAAAUAGACGUAAGCUGGACAUGUUUGUUGCCGAGGAGAAUGUAGAUUUUCGGAUACACGUGGAGAACCAAACACGAGCAAGAGACGACGUGAGCAGGAAGCAGCUCCGGCUCUAUCAGCUGUACAGCAGGACAAGCGGGAAGCACAUCCAAGUGCUGGGCAGGAGGAUCAGCGCCAAAGGAGAAGACGGAGAUAAAUAUGCCCAGCUUCUAGUGGAAACAGACACUUUUGGCAGUCAAGUCCGGAUCAAAGGGAAGGAGACAGACUUCUACCUUUGCAUGAACAGGAAAGGCAAGCUAGUAGGGAAGCCUGAUGGCACCAGCAAGGAGUGCGUCUUCAUUGAGAAAGUCCUAGAAAACAACUACACGGCGCUGAUGUCAGCAAAAUAUUCAGGCUGGUAUGUUGGAUUCACCAAAAAAGGGAGGCCACGGAAAGGGCCCAAGACCCGAGAAAACCAGCAAGAUGUACAUUUUAUGAAGAGGUACCCAAAGGGGCAAGUGGAGAUACAGAAACCUUUCAAGUACACAACAGUCACCAAGAGGACUAAGAGAAUACGACCCACCAACCCCAGUUAAAAGUAGACGAAACAGUGUCACAAUAAUAAACCACAAAAAAAAAAAAAAAAAAAAAAAAAAAAAACUGCACCAGAGGAAUAUUUUUACAUUAAAAAUAAGGAAGAAGCUCUAUUUUUGUACAUUGUGUUUAAAAAAAAAAUAAAAAUAAAAAAAAUUAAUAAAAGACUAGAUGGCAAACGCUGGGGAAAAGCUGUUAGGGAUUUAUUGUGACUUGAAAAAUGAAAUGAACUGCUCUAUUUAAAUUGACUUCUUGUUGUUGAUGACACACAGGUGCUUAUUUCUCUUUUUGGAAAGGACAACUUUUCAAGCAUAUCCCCAGAGGAAAAAA